GUGGAAGGAAGAUCUGACGGCCGGGGGGCUGCCACUGAGUCGUGCGGGGGGAGAAGGUGCGUCGAACGGCUCUCGCCGCUCGAUUCCUGCGUGACUCGUGAGCCUUCUCCACCGACCUGACACCUGACCAGGCAACGCCUCGCCGCCGCCGUCCCCGCCGCAGAAGCGGGGUUGGCACGGCACGAUGAGGAGCAGCGAGGCUAUGGAGCUCCUGGGCUUUCCUCCCUACUCCCACCCGUCCCCUUCCGAGGUAAAGGCUGCGUAUAGAAAAAUGGUGAUGGAGUCCCAUCCUGAUCGUGUCCCGACGCAUCUGAAAUCUCAAGCAGAGGCAAAAUUCAAGGAGGUAGCAGAAGCAUAUUCUUGUUUGAAGGAUGGUUUGUUGUUACUCACUCAGAUAAUCAGUACUUGCUUUGUAAAAUCUGCAAGCGGAAGAAGAUUAGGGAGCAGGAUGGAAGUUCAUGUGAUGCGGUCUGGUGUUCCAACGGGAUACGGAAGAUCAAAUAAAACGUUGAUUAAAGCCCCCUUUCUACUCAUAAUGUUUGCAGCAGUUUCUUUUGGUGCCUUUAGCGCUUCAAGAGCAUAUCAACGGCAAAAGGAAUUAUGUUCAUCUCAGAACCCCUUUCUACCAUAGAAGACGACCUUUGUACUCAGUACAUAUUCGUAAGUUAGAAGAGUUUCAGUGUUACAUUGUACAGAUGUAAAACAAUCACGCGCUAAAUAAAAGCAAUCACUUGUA
Phragmites australis (common reed) is the source of this 736-nucleotide messenger RNA. RefSeq lists its product as uncharacterized. Gene Ontology annotation, molecular function: protein-folding chaperone binding; protein folding chaperone. Gene Ontology annotation, cellular component: nucleus; cytoplasm. Bases 185 to 631 code for a protein of 148 amino acids. The record is from RefSeq and is a predicted model, not a curated record. The transcript has 6 exons. Lineage: Eukaryota; Viridiplantae; Streptophyta; Magnoliopsida; Poales; Poaceae.